Molecule: messenger RNA, 5419 nt
Organism: Porites lobata
Lineage: Eukaryota; Metazoa; Cnidaria; Anthozoa; Scleractinia; Poritidae
Source: the annotation of a GenBank genome assembly
AAGAGCUUGCUGAACAUAACAAUCUCAAAAAGAAUCAUCGUAUCUCUUAAGUAAGUAAAUGAAUCCCUAAUUUCUAUUUUUUUGCAGUUCUUUUGUGGCUUACGACUAAACCCCUCAAAGAACAUUACGCGUGCGAUGUUUCUAUGGCUCGUUCGGUGCUCGAGGGCUUUGACAAAAUCGAUUAUACUCUCUUUUUUCCAUAAGAACACAUUUUAUGAAAAUAUCGCGGCUGAAAUUUGCGAAUUUAAGAAUAUUUUAAGAAUAAACCCGAGGCUGAGAUUUUGAAAAGGACAUAAUUUUUGUGUUGAAAAUCUGUUGAUAAAAUGCAAUGAGUUAUGCAUGUGUUUUAAGUAACUAAUAAAAUUACUCCUUUCUCUAAACGGCAAAACUACAGGGGCACCCAUCGACUUAACCUGAGAUCAGGCUCUAUUUUCGUUUCGCUUUGAAAAUUACAUUCCGGCGGGCAACGUUAGAGAGAAUGUAUGAGAACCGCUCAAAUUGGGCCUGAUCUCAGGUUACCAACGACUGUUUUCUUUAAAAUAUCUGUUCGGAGAAACAAAUAUUGCGUAGAAUUUUCUAUUGCCUGAGGACGGCUAAAAAUUUCUAGAUGAAAGUUCCACUCAUGAACUUUCGAAGCUUACAGUAAACACCCACGUAUAAGAACCUAGAUUUUUCCAACUUAGCCUAAAUAGAUUCUUACAGAAAUGGUAUUUAGUGGGAUUUUAGGCUACUUAGGUUCUUAAAUGGGUUCUAAAUUUUGAUAGGGGCACCAGCGAUCAGCACAGAUAACUAUACUACAGGGCAUAUGUGAUAUGGAAUAUGUUGCUGUAUUAAAUAAUUAUCUAGAAUACAAUUUAGAUGAUAACAUGCAGUAAUUUUAUCUUUCCAAAGUACUUGCAUGCAUGUCUUUCAUGCUGUAGUAUCCAUAAAAUGCCGUGUUACAUUUUGAAUCAUACUGACUGAAACUUAGAUUUAAUAUUUUUUCCGGCUGUAUUUUAAUCUCGACUGCCUGCAUUUUUGUAAAAUAAGAACCUAUUGAAAAUUUUAGGCUAAAUAGGUUCUUAUGAAAAGGGGGUUCAAAAUGAAAAUUUUAGCCUAACAGGUUCUUAAAUUGUAGGUUCUUAUAUGUAGGUUUUUACUGUAUCUAACAAAUUCCCUACGAUUUUCUGAAGUUUAAUUUUCACAUUUCACUCCUUAAGUUAGGCUAUUUUUCGUAGAGAAAAGGAAGCCUCAAAUUUUCGGACUAAAAAAUGCAGUAGAGUGAGAAAUCAGAAAAUGUUUCACGUUCGUAAUACUUCAAAUUGCAUCUAAAAUAUUCGGGAAAAUAAUACUUUCGAAAAGGCUCAAGUUUCCCUUCGGGAAGACCCAACAGAUACAAUUUUUAUAGUGCCGCUUAAAAUGCAUUUCUAGACAUCUAAAAGUACUGUGGAUAGCUUAAAUAGUGUUUUCAAUGUAUUAAGGAGCAAACCGUUGUUGGGUGUCCCUGAAACUAGCCUACAAAACGAAAAAAACAGCACUAAGUAAAGCCAAAUCAGUUCAAUGCUAAUAACAGUUCGAUGAAAGGUACCUGCAAUACUUAUGGACAGUGCCUCCUUAGGUUAAUUUAAGAAUAAUACAAGAAUUUUCAGCCUUAAAUGGGCAGAAAAACAAGAAUAUACAGCCUGGACCGGAAAAACAAACAUUCUUGUAUAAAAUAAGGGAGUAAAUUUUUCUGACAUAAAUGUAAAAGAAAAAAGUUUAAAAGGAACCCAUCUUUGUAUGCAGACAUUACUGGCCAGCUUGGGUGUGGUCAUAGGGCAAAAUUCAGCCCCUCAGUGGGGGUGGGAGGGGGGCCUAAGGGCGAAAUUCACCCCACAGUAGCGGGGAGGGGAAAGAGGCUUCUGAAAAUAGCAAAUAGCAGCUAUUCUAGAUACCAAAUCCCCUCAUCAUCAUCAGGUUGAGCUAGCUCAGACAACCUGAAUGGUCUAUUUCCCAGCAACACUUUCCUUCCAAGGACAUAUAAUUUUUUCCAAAUCUCCCAGCCAGGAAAAAAUUUGACUGAAAGAAAAGAUAUUUUGAGGAACAGAUCCAUCGGGUGCCCCUAUAUAUGCUUAAUAUGCUGUUUUGUAAGUGUUUUUUGCAAGUGAUUAGAAAAAGAACAGUGUCGGAAAGAAUAUCUAACCGAGAACCUCGCCCUUAUCCAUUUGAUGUGUGAAGUCAGUAUAGUCAAACCUCCCGUACUGAAUGAUCACCUAAUCCAUGCGAAGAUUUAGUGGUAGCCUACGGGAGGUGCGGCUGCUUACGACAAUCAAACAACCACAGGGGAUCUUUUCGGGAAGAGGUCCACCGAAAGCAUAUAUAUAUACUUUAUCGAGAAUAAUUUAUUGCAAGCUAAUUCUAAGAUACUAUAUGUGUAGUUCCAUGUUGUCACUAAAAGCUCUUCGUAUUUUUUGAGUAGCAUAGUAAAUAGAGCGAACAUAGAGAUCAGACUAUAUAUCAAUUGGUCGCUUGCAAGAGGUUAAAAACUAUAGAAAAUUAUAAAACCCUCAGCACCAAAAAGUGGUCGCGGCCUUUUACGUAUACAGGAGGUGGUCGUUUACAAGAGGUUCCAACAGGCUUUGACUGGAAAAAGUUUUGUGUUUUGGAUAAGUGGUCGCUUAAGGGAGGUGGUCGCUUACGAGAGUUGGUCGUAAAUGGAGGUUCGACUGGAUUUGGUUUCCUAUAUCACGACAAUUUUCACAAUGAAUUGAUGCGAAACAAAGGCCAAUUUUUUUUGGUUAUUUCGAUUGCAAGACUGCACAAGACUGAAACUUUACAACUGGUCUAAUUCACCAUGAGCAUUUCUACAAAAGAGGUCUCAAACGGUUGAGCUAUAAUCUGGGUUGUAUUCACCGCGCUGGCUGUUGUAUUUAAACGCCUGUUCAUUUAAUUUUAUUCAGUUGGAUACUCGAAAGAAGUGAAGUUUUAUAACUGUACCGGCAGUACCAUGACGUAACGAUACUUCGAAAAAACGAUUGUGGUUAUGAUUCCAGAGUAUUACGCAAUAAGUGCUCUUCCAAACUGGCUCUUCAAUACUCACCAUGCGUUCAGUGUGUUUUAGUUGUGUACUAAUGGAGUCCGCUUGAGCGUGGAUCUUUUAUCUCGGAUGAUUAACAUCUCGAAAAUCAGACACUCUAGUUUCCCUCUGCAUCUCUUGAGGAUUUUAAUUCCAUUCGUGCGACACCUUAAUUUAUUUGUUAUUUGUCCAUUUUCACGCUUAAAUUUUACAUGUACUUUUCUCACUUUCUUUUUCUAUAUAUAUUUCCACGAAUCAUGUUAAUUUCUCAUCUUUUGGUAAUAGGGAGCUUAAAGCACCGAUUUGUUUGAGCAGCGUUCGUCAACCGGAAGUGGACUUUUUUGUACUCUUGAGCCAGAUUUUGAACAAAUUUUUGGUCAAAUCGAAAAGACACUUAGCAAUACAAAUUUGGUAGCGUGAAGGCAUAUUAAAAGAGAAAAAGGCUCACUUCCGAACGAGCUAUAACUCCCUUAAGAUGACAUGGAGCCAUCGAAACUCCAAGUUUCUUUUAUACCGUUGAUUUUUGUUUUAAAAUAACUUUUCCUUUCAGAGCCUAAAUAAUGGAUCCCCCACCCACUGCACCACCCACGGCUCAACCGUAUUCCCCAGAGCAAGCGAUGUAUCCACCGGGGUACCUCCCGGGUCAGUAUCCAGUGGUAACUCAACAACCGGCACCGUAUGCACAACAGACUAGCAAUACCACUGUAGUGUUGAAUCAGCAAUCAGUAGUGGUUCAAAAGGCACAACGGAAUUGGAGCUCUGGACUGUGUGGUUGCUUUGAGGACUGUGGCUCUCGUAAGUAUUCUUUAAGUGGCACUCAAAUGAGUUAAUGUGGCGUUAAUAAUAGUAACUAAUUCACAUUCGCGUAAAAGCCAACUUAUGCCUUUUGAUGGAUAAGUUAUGGGUAAAAAAUUUUGCAUAGGGCAUAGGGUGGGCUGAUAGAGAAAAUUUGCCAGCGCCGCUGAAGGGGGCGAGGGUGGGGAAACUUGCUUGUCCGUUGUAGAGUAGACUUGCGAGAAGACGGCGAAUUUGUUUGCUAGAGCAUAUAAAAGGCCUAGGGAAUUUCCCUGGGUACCGUAAAGGACCAAUAGACUGCUUUACAAGGGAGCACGCAGUAAUCUAGUUGAUUAAAUCGUCAAGCGGCGGCUUUUACACGAAUGAGAAUAGUUAUAACUUUAUUUAUUAAGUGUUAGUAUUUCUUGCUCGAAUGUACUCAUUGAGGGCAGUAUUCAAUCACGUAUCCUAAUAGAUAAGGCUUCGCCAUUUUUACGUGGUUAUCCUAGUCACGUGAAGCGGUUUAUCCGUUUCCAAACCAUAGACAAUACCUUCUUACUCAGUUUUCUUAAGAUCCCAAGUAUUGGUCCGGAUCCGGAAAUCGAAUCCGCGACUUCCUGCUCUGCAAACAAACGCUCUUACCUGAGCUAACUCAGCCACGUUUAUAUUAUUUUGUUUGUGUUUCAAGUGUGUAUGGGCCUUUGUUGUCCUUUCUUCCUGCUGACCGAUGUUUCGUCCAGGAUGGGUGAAGGAUGUUGCUUUCCUUGCUGUUGCCCAGGUGCACUGUUGGGACUCAGGAUCAAGCUGAGGGUGCAGGAGAAUAUUCAGGUAUUCGAGAGGUUUCAAGAGCUUAAAGAACAACCUCUUUCUAGGGGACGAGUUUGCUUUAAGGAGCUUUGUCCCACAUCUAUGAAAAUUAAAUAAAGCCAUUUAAUAAAAAGAUGCCACCAAAAUGAAUUGAAUGAAGUAUGAAAAUAACCAAUUCAUCAAAACAGUAAAAGAACAUUUAAAUAACACUGCAGAAAACCUUUUUUACGGCACCCACUUGUUGAGCACAGUGCAAACCUGAGAAACCAACUUAUUAAGCCCUAAAUUUUAUGUUUUUUGCAGCUUCAAGGCGCUCUAGUGACGUGUGUUCUCGAAGCUUAUGUGAUUAUUACAUCACGGGAGCAGUCUGAUUUAGCCACCACUGCAAAAUUGUGGCAGUAUAACUUUUUAACUUUUUUUUUUAACUUUUUAAAAUAUAUUUGUUAAUUAUCGCCUCGACCACACCUUUAGACUUAAAAAGAACCUUUUACUUUGAAAGGAGGUAAUGAGGGCCAAUUUUCGUGAAGAGUUCUCUAUAAGAGAAUAAAGAAACAAUACCAAAAAGUUGCGUCUACAGCUGCGAUGAUGGUCUUUCAUUUAAUUCUUCACCCUACAUUUCUUGUAUGUGAUUUACAUAUAAUCAUUAUUUUAAUACCAAAAACAGGAUAAUUCACCCAUGACUGACUUCAUUUCAUACAAUUGCAGGGCUCCCUUUUUGACGAUUAUUGUGCGGUUGAGUGUUGUCCGCUUUGUGUUCUCUGUCAGCUGGCCCGUGAGCUUAAUCACGUGCAACGCCGCGGUUAA